Molecule: messenger RNA, 2883 nt
Organism: Carlito syrichta (Philippine tarsier)
Lineage: Eukaryota; Metazoa; Chordata; Mammalia; Primates; Tarsiidae
Product: lipoxygenase homology domain-containing protein 1-like
Exons: 22
Coding region: 19-2883 (954 amino acids)
Biological process (GO): intracellular signal transduction
Molecular function (GO): protein binding
Source: RefSeq, a predicted model, not a curated record
CGUGCACUGCGGAGGCUCAUGGUCUUCAGGAACGGAGACCCAAAGACUAGGUGCUCCGUCCUUCUGAGCAGAAGGGUCACCCAGAGCUUCGAGACCUUGCUGCAGCACCUGACGAAAACCAUGCAGUGCCCUGUGGUCAAGCUGUACGCCACGGAUGGAAGGAGGGUUCCCAGUCUCCAGGCAGUGAUCCUGAGUUCUGGAGCUGUGGUGGCAGCAGGAAGAGAGCCAUUUAAACCAGGAAAUUAUGACAUCCAAAAGUACUUGCUUCCUACCAGAUUACCAGGGAUCUCUCAGCGUGUGCACCCCAAAGGAAAGGCGAGGUCAGAAAGCAGAAAAAGUAGUAACUGGAAAGUUGUCAUAAUCACCAGUGACUUGCCAAAUGCAGGGACCAGCUCACAGAUUUAUAUCAUACUAUAUGGACAACAUCGAAGCUCAGCCCCCAUAUAUCUUUUUGGAACAGACGAGACUCAAUUUCAGGAUGGCCAUGAAGACAUAUUUGCUAUCACUGUUGGAGACAUUGGAACACUCUUUAAGAUUCGUAUUGGUCAUACCAACUCUGGACACUCCCCUUCCUGGCACUGUAAGGAGAUACAAUUGCAAAACAUGAAUUCUGGAAAACACUUUUGCAUACCAGUUCAGCGAUGGUUGGCACGAGAUCAAGAAGACGGGGAAAUUUGUAGAGAAUUUCCUCUUUUAAAUAAAGGACAAUCCAUUCUUCCAGUGACACUAUACGAAGUGUACAUAGCAACGGGUGAGCUAUGGAAUGCUGGAACAGCAGCAAAUGUCUACAUUUCUAUUCAUGGGGAAAAGGGAGAUACAGGAUCCAGACAACUACUUAGAUCAAAGAGCUCCUUCAGUUUUUUAAGAGGACAAACUGACACCUUUUUUCUGGAAGCUGUGCAUCUUGGAGAUUUGUAUAAGAUUGUGAUAGGCCAUGAUGGACUUGGCUCAGGAAAUGGCUGGUUUCUUGACGACGUUGUUGUCAAGGAUCCUACAACAAACCACGAGUAUGCCUUCUUCUGUCACAGGUGGCUGGAUCAAGGGGCUGAUGAUAGUAAAAUUGUCAGAGAACUGUAUGCCAGAGAUAACAGUAACUUCUCUGCAAGGCAGAAGCUAGAACUUAAGAGAAAAGAAACAUGGACUGCAGAAAGCUGGAAGUUUAUGAAAGGAAAUACUCUUCAGUUCUACAACAGACUGACUGGCGGGUUUGUCCGUCUGCAUCCAGAUGGUACGGUUGAUGCCACUGGUGAGAAGAAAGACAAAUAUGGUCUCUUUGAUGUUAUUUUCAACAAGGAAAAUAUAUGCAUUUUCCAAAGUCAUGAGAUGAGGCAUCUUUCUCUUGCAAUUGACAAUGGCAUUGUCACUGGAAUGGCGAGUGAUGGAGCUGCCACAGAGCUACGAGUCCUUUACCAGCCUGACCGCUGUGCGCUUCUUGAAUCAGCAGGGGUUCCUGGUCUCACGGUUAUUUUUGAUCGCCAUGGCAAAAUAGCAGAUGAAUCAUCAGCAGGCUAUACAAACCUUUCAAAAGAAUUUGUGAUUUUUGUCAAGGGGGUGUUCCUCAACAGUGCUGUGGUUCUACUUGCCACAAGCCUGUGUCAGGCCCUGUGUCUCCAGCCGGAUGGGAGCUGCACGGGAGUGGGAAAGCAGUCUGAGACAUCCUACUGGAAAGUACAUCAAAUCAGCUCUGGGAUUUGUAUGUUUGAAAGUGUGAAAAAUGCACGGAUGUAUCUAAGGAUUAAGGAUGGCCGGUGUGAUGGAACAGGUACAGGAGAUAUAUACUGUCAUUUUAAAAUUAAGAAGAAUUUGAAAAAUGCAUCCAUAAGCCUGGAAUCUACGAAGAGCCCCGGGUUGUUUGUUGGACUUCAGUCAGAUGGACAGGCAAAGCCAGUGAUUUACACUGAGGAUGAGAAUGUUUGCUUCUAUCCACAAGUCAUCCAAUUUGGCAGAGAAAACCCAAUGGGAAUGUCUACAACACCCAGCCACGAGCAAGAAAAGAAUGAUGACUCAAAAAAAGAGAAAAAAAUACCAGCAGAAUCUGAGGCUAAGAGUCCCUUGUCUUCUUCAACUGCAGAGGAAAUCAGAUGUUCCCAGAGUAGUGAGACUCUUCUGUCAGAAGACAAAUGGAAGGUGUUUGUGCUGACAGGAAAUGCAGGGACUCAAGCCAAUGUCACACUCUGGGUGUAUGGAGACAAAGGAGUCAUUGGGCCAAUAAGUCUAAGCAAGGACAGCCCAGAACAGCUCUUCCUUCCAGGACAGGAGGAUGAGUUUCAGGUUGAAAUGAGAAGCAUUGGAAAGAUAUAUAAAAUAAGGAUAGGACACGAUGGAACUAGUGAGAAACAUGAGUGGAACUUGCAGAGGGUGACCAUGCAACACUUGAAAAGCAAGAUGACUCUAGAUUUUGUAGCAAACGUGUGGCUCUCUUGGAUCCAAGAAGACGGGGAUAUUGUCUGUGAGCUUCCUGUCGUAAAAGGAGGACAAGCCACUUUUCCAUUAGUGAGAUACCAGGUAGAUGUCUACACUGGGCAGUUGAAGCAAGCAGACACAGAGUCUGAGGUUUCCCUCUGUCUCUAUGGGGAGAGGGGAGACUCUGGCCUUAGACGACUGUACAGAUCUAACAUGCCAGUAAGAUUUCAAAAAGGACAGAUUGAUACAUUUCAAGUGGAGGCAGUGUCGCUUGGAAAACUGCAGAAGGUGCUGUUGCACUGUGAGGCCAGUGACAGAUCACAGUACUGGUACUGUGAAAAGGUCAUAGUCAGAGAACCUGGUACCUCCUCUGAGUCCAUCUUCACCUGUGAAAGAUGGCUUCCUUUUAUGUCUCAGGGCGUACUUCAUUCAGAAAUUGAACUUUAUCAUCAAGGUGAGGAUUCAUGGAUCUGUCAGUAG